Megalops cyprinoides (Indo-Pacific tarpon) is the source of this 2227-nucleotide messenger RNA. It is a transcript of the gene eef1akmt2, whose product is annotated as EEF1A lysine methyltransferase 2. The coding region runs from base 44 to 754 and encodes 236 amino acids. NCBI's taxonomy places the organism in Eukaryota, Metazoa, Chordata, Actinopteri, Elopiformes, Megalopidae. The transcript has 6 exons. The record is from RefSeq and is a predicted model, not a curated record. Gene Ontology annotation, cellular component: cytoplasm. Gene Ontology annotation, biological process: peptidyl-lysine monomethylation; peptidyl-lysine dimethylation. Gene Ontology annotation, molecular function: protein-lysine N-methyltransferase activity.
UGCAUUUGCGCAUGGCGGUCUGCUUCCUGCGGCUUCCAGCGGCAUGGAUCCUAGCGGGGCCACACGUGGCUGUCACAACACGACCAAAAACGACCAAGAAUCGGAGCUGGACGACGACGUAACACCCUCAAAACUUGGAACGAAGGAAUACUGGGAUGUUGCCUACCAAAGAGAGCUGGAGACCUUCAAAGACAUCGGGGAUGUUGGUGAGAUAUGGUUUGGCGAAGAGAGCAUGGGUCGUGUGAUCAAGUGCCUGGAGAAAGAAAACGUCCCGGCAGAUGCUGCCAUACUUGAUAUUGGAACGGGAAAUGGCGUUCUUCUUGUCGAAUUGGCCAGAUGUGGAUUCACAAACCUUACUGGAAUAGAUUACUCUGCAGCUGCAGUGGAACUUGCGAGAAAUGUACUGGAGCAGGAGGGUGUGUCCAACGUGAAGGUCGAGGUGGUGGACUUUCUGAGCCCGGCUGUGGACCUGACAGGGUUUGACUUGUGCAUUGACAAGGGCACAUUCGAUGCCAUCAGCCUGAACCCAGAGGAUGCUGCGGGGGCGAAAGCGCACUACCUGAAUGCCCUGAAGGGGGCGCUCCGAGAGGGAGGGCUCUUCAUCAUCACUUCCUGUAACUGGACCAAGGAUCAGCUUCUGCACAUGUUCAGCCAGGGGUUCGAGUUUCUGCGAGAGCUGCCCACUCCCAGUUUCCAGUUUGGAGGCAGAACUGGAAACAGUGUGACUGCGCUGGUCCUGAAGCGUGUGCACUGACCACCAAAUCCCUGUGUCACAGCCGUCAGCCGUUUCCAUGGGUUUCUGAGUAACAAAGCCUAAGUGAAGAAAUCAGAGGCACUCAUUCACUCAGGAACAGCUGAACAGUCACCCUGACCGAAGCCACCCAAACUCUUUCUCUCUCUUUUUUUUUCAUGAGCAUCUGUUGUGGUAAAAAAAAAACUCAUGGUGUGUCCAGUCACUAACAGGCUGAUUGAAAUUUAGAUCCACAUCAUGAACAAUCACUUUAGAUAUAUUUCUACUGUCUGACUGCCAUUUGUAAUCUGUAUCUUUACGAAUUGAUAUGUUUUUUAGUAGGGGAACCAGCAUACUUCUAGCAGUAUGCUGGUGUUGUGUGUGGUAACACUAUCCUGCUUGAGUGAUUUAAUCAAAAUGCAAAUUUAAGUAACCGAGUAGGUGUUCUCAGCAAGACUUAAUAUUACUGAACAGUGUGACUGUCUGCACCUGAAAAUGCCCCCUGCUCAGCUGAGAACCACACAGAGAGAGGCCGAUCACUGCCGAACCGGGAAUAUACGUUGAAACACCCAUGGAGUGAGAAGAAACUCUCUCUCUCUGUAAUUGUGCUCUCUUGUUGUGUCUUAAAAAGCACCAGCAGUGUCAGUGAUGACUCAGGAGGCAAUACUACCAGGUAUCCCUUUACAGGUCUUGGGAAGAUCUUAUCAAAGCUACGCCCUCAGCCUCUGCUGCCUGCAGUAGCCAGCCGGGCAGGGACGGUGCUUGAGCAGGGGACAGCUGUGCUGGGACAGUAGGUGGUAGUGUUGACUUCCAUGUUGUGUUCCAUCCUUCUUGUUGCAGUAGUGUAAGAAGGCAAGCUCUUUGCAGUUAACAGCAUCUCAGUCUUCCUGUUUUGAUUCUGCUGUGGCAAAGGUUUUACAUUAUUCUGUCACUGGUGAUGCUUCCCAAACUUCCUUUUUUUACUUCCUUUUUGUGAUUGACUGUGCUGAAAAUCCUGCAGGCCUCUUUCCUCAAGAGAUAACAGCCUAUAAGCUGCUGUAAGUGAGGAAUGGAUUGGCAUGGGUAAGAAAGGGGUUUCUCACAUGACUAAAAUGGCAAAGAAUGAUUUAGGGCUUUAUUUUUAAACACAAUCACAUGUCUGUUUAAAAAUAAACCACCAACACAUGAAUUGAAUACUUUUGCAGCAUUGCCAUUCAGAGGAAUCCAGCAGUUUGACUUUUUUUUCCAACAUGUACUGCGUACUAUGUCCAAGGGUUGUCACAAGUAUGUGAUACCUCAAGAACCAACACCCUUCAACACCCUACUGCUCUGAGCUCAAGGACAGUGUGCUGAGUAGGAUUCUGAAGCAGGCAUGAAAGGGUCCGAUUGUACAGAUCCUAGUUCCAGAAAUGACCCCUACCCUUCUGUUCUGUGAAAUGUACACCAUGGAGCCAUCCUGGAAGCAUUGUGAUUUUGGUGCCUGAGAGAACACCCAGUGACUUUGUGCAUCUCAGAAUG